GAUUUUCGGAAAAUGAAAUUGUAGGUUUAACUGACACGUCGCAGCGGAAUAUUGAUCUUGAUUAACAUUGAUCAUGCAUUUUGCAAAGUUUUACAAUCAGAAUUUUUAGUUUUUACACUUCCUGGAAUGCUACAACCCGGUUAGCAGUACGUUGUACCAAAAAAUGGCAUCAUACUGUGACACUGGCAGCCCUAAUUUGUUGGUUGGAGCAAUAGAUUUUGGGACGACAUAUUCCGGAUGGGCAUACUCUUUCUAUCAUGACUUCAAACUUGAUCCUACAAAAGCGUUUGUUAAGCAGUGGCAUUCUGGUUCAGGAACGCUUGCAACUGAGAAAACACCGACUGUUAUUCUGAUACAACCAGAUGGAAAAACACUAGAAGCUUUCGGAUACGAAGCAGAAAACAGAUACAGGGAUCUCACCGACAUGGGAGAACAUCAUGAGUACUAUUACUUCCGAAAGUUCAAGAUGAUGUUGCAUAAACAGCUGUCGGAGAGACUCGAUCGCAGUGUUACAUUGGAAGAAGAAAUGGGAAAGACUUUAGCAGCCAUUGAUGUGUUUGCAAUGUCUAUAAAAUUUCUAGUUGAUGAUAUGCAUGAAGCGGCUAGGCUUCGGGUAUCUGGAAUAAUCGAGCGAUCUGAUGUCUACUGGGUACUAACGGUUCCUGCCAUUUGGACUGAUUCAGCGAAACAGUUCAUGAGGGAAGCUGCAGAAAAGGCUGGUAUUGCAAGAGAAAAAUUAAGCAUUGCCUUGGAACCAGAAGCCGCCUCGAUCUAUUGUAGACAUUUGCCGAUUGACAGAACAGUAGGGCACACAAAUGUUUCAAUUUCAUCUUUACCAGUUGGAACCAGUUACAUGAUUUUUGACGCCGGAGGAGGCACGAUUGAUAUAACCGUCCACGAGGUAAAUGACUCGGGAGGUGUAAAAGAAGUUACUGCAGCUAGCGGAGGAGGAUGGGGAGGAACACUCGUUGAUCAAGCAUUUGAAGAUUUACUUGAUGAUCUCGUUGGAAAAGAAGUCUAUCGGAAAUUCAAACUAGAGCAAACAGAAGAUUGGCUGGAGAUGAUGAGAGAGUUUGAAGUCAAGAAGAGAACAGUUCACCCUGAAAAGGAAGGAAGAAUAUUGAUGAAGUUUCCAGUUUCUCUCAGUAAGAUGUCUGAAAAGAAAAAUCAGCAUGAUUUGGAAGAAUUUAUUCGCGAUUCAGCAGAGUAUUCUGGUAAAGUCGAAUUCGUUUAUGAUAAAAUGAAGUUUACAGCAGAUGUCUUUAAGCAUCUGUUUCAAAAAUCUAACAGUAAAACCAUCCGACAUGUGAAAUCAAUUAUGGAGGAAAGUCCUGUAUAUAAUUUAAAAGCUAUUUUGAUGGUUGGGGGGUAUUCAGAAUCCCCGAUGCUACAACAUGCCGUGCGGAAUGCUUUUUCGUUUUUGGAAAUAAUUAUACCAAACGAAGCUUCCUCUGCUAUUCUUAGAGGAGCGUUGAUAUGCGGACAUCGCUCUGAAUUGAUCUCCGAACGCGUGCUGAAGUACACGUAUGGUGUGAAAUGUACUGUAGCAUUUAUAAAAGGAAAACACCCUGAAAGUAAACGUAUAUUUACUGACUCGGGUGUUAGGUGUGACAAAAUCUUUUCCAAACAUGUUGAAAAAGGACAGAUAGUAACUACUGGACAAGCUCAGGUGAAAAAGACUUACACGCCUUCAAACAUAGAUCAGCAUUUAUUAUGUGUUCAGUUAUAUGCGUCAAAGAUGAAAAAUCCCGAAUACACGGACACAGGUUGCUACUACAUUGGAUCAAUGACUGUAGAUACAAUUGUAGGCGGUCUAGAUUGCAAGGUAGAUGUGUCACUAACAUUCAGUGGUACAGAAAUCAAAGUAGAAUCAAAAGUCAGAAAAACGGGACAAAAAACAGAUGCAGUGAUAAACUUCCUUGGCUAGUGAUGACUGUUUCUUUUUUACUUGUUUCUAUGAACUUUAAAUCAUAGACAAACUGAAACUAUUUGUUAAUGAAAUUGUUAGCAAAUACCAACUAAAGCCCUGUUGAAAUAGAAUAACAAUGUAUAUGAGACUAAGAUGGUUUAUGUAACAAAGACAUUUAUUUUAAAUGUAACCCUUUCCAAAUAGAACAUAUUCCCUAUGACUUAUUGUUGAAUUUCAAAACACACUGGUUCAAUAAUAACUUAUCAGCAACAGUGAUAAGUUUAAAAAUAAGACAGAGGCUAGAAAGUUAAAUAUUCAACAUAAUGAAACCGAAAAGGAGCAUAUAAUGACUGGCCGUUUUUUUAAUUCUGACGAUUUCAUUUCAUACCCUCAUGUCCAAUACAUCAACUCGUAAUCCAGCUAUUGUCUACUCGGAACUGAUAAGGCAGGAUAAUCGUGCUCAAAACAUUAAAUUUCAUCGGGCUCUGAAUUCUGUCAUAUGCAGGAUAAAUGUAGAACGCAGACCAGCAUUCUUUUGUAAAUUUGAAACUAGGAUACACUAGGUAAGAUGACUAAUAAUUGAGAUUUACAUCAAGGAAUGGAGGCGGUAGUCAAAAAGAAGGUACCUAUGUUUAAAAAUAUGUUAUCAUGGACACAAAACCCCAUUUGCAGCUGAUGAUGAGAUUCAGGCGCCAUCAUCAAAGACUUUUCACAUUUUUUGUGCAAUGCAGUAUUAGUUCUAAAAUUCACCAGUGUAUAAUAAAAUACAAUUUUAGA
This is a messenger RNA of Mercenaria mercenaria, 2686 nucleotides long. RefSeq names its product heat shock 70 kDa protein 12A-like. The record is from RefSeq and is a predicted model, not a curated record. Bases 164 to 1927 code for a protein of 587 amino acids. Lineage: Eukaryota; Metazoa; Mollusca; Bivalvia; Venerida; Veneridae. Gene Ontology annotation, molecular function: ATP-dependent protein folding chaperone; ATP binding. The transcript is spliced from 5 exons.